UCCGCGGCCGCGCAGCCGGGGAUUCGGCGCGGGACGCGGGCCGGCAUGGAACCCACGAGCGGCACCGCGGGGCCCGGCGGUGGCGGUGGCGGCAGCGAUCGCGCGAAAGCGGCCGCUUGCAGGACGGACACGUCGGCACACGAGGAAUACGACGCCUGGGGUUCGCUGGCCGGCGACAACGCACUGCUCUCUCUGCGCGCUCAGGUUUUCCUUGAACUGAGCCGUGGCUCUGCUGGGGGCCGCCAGGAGCUCCGGCUCGCCUGCCUCGAGUCUCUGGAGCCACCGAACAGCGCGCCACUCUCUCAUGCGUCCGCCAACGGCGCGGACCGCACCGUAUCGGAGGAGGACCUCCAGGAGACGACCAGCGUGGAGUCCGGGGGCGAGGCGAGGCCCGAGGCCGGAUUCCGAUGCCCCGUGUGCGGGGCGCGGUUCAGCGACAGAGCGCGGUUGGGCGAGCACGUGACGCGGUGUCCCGCGCGAGAGUACCGCUGCGACCAGUGCCCCAAGGUGUUCAGCUGGAAGAGCAACCUGAUCCGGCACCAAGCGGCGCACGACGCAUCGCGGCGAUACGUGUGCGACGCCUGCCGCAAGGUGUUCACCGAUCCGUCGAACCUCCAGAGGCACGUCCGCUCCCAGCACCUGGGCGCCCGGUCGCACGCGUGCACCGAGUGCGGCAAGACGUUCGCCACCUCGUCGGGCCUCAAGCAGCACACGCACAUCCACAGCAGCGUUAAGCCGUUCCGCUGCGAGGUGUGCCUGAAGGCGUACACGCAGUUCUCCAACCUGUGCCGCCACAAGCGCAUGCAUGCCACCUGCCGCAUGCAGAUUAAGUGCCACCGCUGCGGCCAGGGCUUCGCCACGGUCACCUCGCUGUCCAAGCACAAGCGCUUCUGCGCCUCGUCGCCCGCCGGCGGCCGCGCGCCGCCCGAGCCCAUGAGCGCCGCGCCGCUGCAGCUGCUCUUCCCGCUGCUGCACCACCGCGCCCCGCAGCCCCCGUCGCCCAGCAGGCGCUCCUCGGGGUCCGAGGAGGAGGAGGAGCCCAGCAGCAGCAGCCUCGAGAGCGACGUCGAGCCCUUCAGCUCGGACUCGGAGCCCAUGGACCAGCGCGCGUCGCCCAAGCAGGGCGCCGUCUGCCCGGAGCCCGGCGCACUGUGCGCCCAGCAGCCCGCCGGCUCGUACCCGGCCGCCGCCGAGGCGCCCUGCGACCUGUCGCACAAGGCGCGCCUGCUGCACGAGCCGGGCGCCGACGAGCCGCUCGACCUGCGCACGCGGCGGCCCGCGGCGGCGGCCGCAGCGGCGGCGGCGCUGCCCGCCGAGCCGCCCCAGCCCAUGGCGCACCCGCGGCCCAUCCCGCCGACGCUGUUCUUCGACUCGCUGUACCGGCACGCCGACAAGCUGCCUUUCCCGACGUUCGCGCCGCGCUUCUCCUUCCUCAGCCCGCUGCUGGGCGCCUCGCUGGAGCUGAUGCGAGCCGCGCCGCCACCGCCGCGGCUGCCGCCGGCCGCCAAGGCUGGCGCCGACGGGGCAGCGCGACCCAAGGAGCGCUACUCGUGCAAGUUCUGCGGCAAGGUGUUUCCUCGCUCGGCCAACCUGACGCGUCACCUGCGCACACACACGGGCGAGCAGCCGUACAAGUGCAAGUACUGCGAACGCUCCUUCAGCAUAUCGUCCAACCUGCAGCGGCACGUCCGCAACAUCCACAACAAGGAGAAGCCGUUCAAGUGUCCGCUCUGCGAGCGCUGCUUCGGCCAGCAGACCAACCUGGACAGGCACCUGAAGAAGCACGAGGCCGACGGCGCGCCCCAGCCCGGCGGAGGGGACCGGUCGCCGCGCCGCGACGAGCCCUACUUCGACGAGAUCCGCAGCUUCAUGGGCAAGGUCACGCAGCAGCAGCAGCACCAACAGCGGCCCUCGACGCCGGCGUCGCCCGACUCAUCGCAGCCGAGCGCGUGCAACUCGCCCGACGGCCGACACUCGCCCACCUGGCCCCCCACCUCGCCCAGCGUUGUGUCCAGCGAAGACCAGCCCGGCGCACCGGUGCCGUGAUCGGGUCCCGCUGGCGCAGCCGCCGGUAAACGCUAGUCAGGACUUGGUUCAGAAUAAUAUAUCUCUCUUCCACGGCGGUGACGCCGCG
Dermacentor andersoni is the source of this 2134-nucleotide messenger RNA. RefSeq lists its product as uncharacterized. Gene Ontology annotation, cellular component: nucleus. NCBI's taxonomy places the organism in Eukaryota, Metazoa, Arthropoda, Arachnida, Ixodida, Ixodidae. Gene Ontology annotation, biological process: regulation of gene expression. The record is from RefSeq and is a predicted model, not a curated record.